UUCCUUCUGUUCUCUCCCAACUAGCUAGUGGCGAGCUACCCUACAUCCUCGGUCUCAGUCGUCAUGGACUACAGCAACGCGAGCAGUGGCACGGCGGCGCAUCAUUACCGCUCCAUGUCGCCGCCGUCGCGGGCGUCGUCAUCGUCGUGCUCGCCACCGCCUCCCACCGUCCAGCUGGUGGGCAACGUGGCUCCGACCGUCGUCCUGAGCCCGUGCGCGGCGUGCAAGAUCCUCCGCCGCCGCUGCGCCGAUGGCUGCGUGCUGGCUCCAUACUUUCCCCCUACCGAGCCCGCCAAGUUCACCACCGCCCACCGCGUCUUCGGCGCCAGCAACAUCAUCAAGCUGCUCCAGGAUUUGCCCGAGAGCUCUCGUGCGGACGCAGUGAGCAGCAUGGUGUACGAGGCGGAGGCGCGGCUGCGGGACCCGGUGUACGGGUGCGCGGGGGCGGUGUGCCGGCUGCAGAAGCAGGCCAACGACCUCAAGGUGCAGCUCGCGCGCGCGCAGGCCGACCUGCUCAACGCGCAGGCGCAGCACGCCAACCUCCUCGCACUCGUCUGCGUCGAGAUGGCCAACCGCCGUGACCACCGCCAGCAGCAGCACCAGUCCCCGCCGUCGUUUCUGGACAGCGGUGGCGGCAGCGACUUCGGCGCGGCGUACAAGGCGUUUUGCGAUUCGGAGCUGGACUCGGCAGCGUGGCCGGACGUCGAAGCCCAGCUCUGGACAUGACCGGGCCGGCGGCUAGCUCACAAGUAGCUAGGAACACAACUAGUACAAUCUAGCAUGGAUCAUCUUUACUACUAGCACAUACGCGCGCUGCAACCGUGUAGGGACAGUAACGUUUCUUGCUUGCUGGCUGCCGCAAGACGCUGUAGCCGGCUGCAUGAGUACUCCGUCGAUACGAUUUGCUCUUGAAUUCAGAACUUGCAACGAACUUGUGUAGUUGAGUUCUGGCCGAUGCUGUGGACGAAAUGGUACAGGGAGCUGCUCCUCGUCAGGUGCCUGAAGUAUAGAAGAAUUUGCUUCCUCGGCGUAGAAUUGAAAUCCAACGGUUUAGAACCUUUUUCA
Molecule: messenger RNA, 1065 nt
Organism: Phragmites australis (common reed)
Lineage: Eukaryota; Viridiplantae; Streptophyta; Magnoliopsida; Poales; Poaceae
Product: LOB domain-containing protein 1
Exons: 2
Coding region: 64-726 (220 amino acids)
Source: RefSeq, a predicted model, not a curated record